AUGUCUCAAUUCGAGACGCCCGCACGAUCCCAGGAAUUCGACGCUACAGCCCCGCAUUUCCUCCCAGAUAAGCUUUGGAUCACCAUUAUCGGUUUUGCUUGCGUGUCGGCAUGGAAACAACUACGACUCUCAUGUCGGGACAUGAAGCGACUCGCAACGCCUUUUCUUUUUCAGACUGUACAUUUUGAGCUUACUGGCGAAGGGUACACGUCGCUUCUCAAGAUUGCUUGUAAUCCUGUAUUGGCGCCGUACGUUCAAACUAUUAUUCUUCGCAGAAGAGUAGCGCUGCGCAAUUUCGACAAGUUCUACGAAUGGGAACGGAGUAUUUGCCUACCCAAAAGCCCUUCUAAUAGGUCUAUGAGAAAGAAGUGUGAUCGUGGUCUACUAUCGCAUAGCGAAUGGAAGUCCUUUCCACAAGGUCGGCGUCGAUUUCUUCACCAGCAAUACAUGAAAGAUUGUAAGGCUAUAGCAGAACAAUUGCAGUCUAUUCCGGAUCGGUCAUUAUUACUCGCGAUGGACGAUGUUCAGCAAAAAUUCAGCAGUCCUCGGGAAGCAACCUUGCUAGCAUUAGCAGGGUCUACGCCUCUGUAUUUGCAUCAGGCAUUUGCAAAAUUCAUUAAUCUCCUAGAUUUCAGACAUGAAGCUGUACAUGCAGACAAAGCUUGGGUCUAUCAAUGGCGACAUCUACGAUUUCGUCCAUUUGCAGAUACGAGAGGCGGGCGCAACGACGACAUGGAAGCCUUUCAACUAUCAAUUGCUCUUCGAGCUCUUGGUUGGGCGAGCCCGUCACUACCGAAACUUGAUAUACUGAAGUUUUACGCGAGUGGUAUCGCUUUCUGGACUCCGGCACGUCUAUAUCACCUCUGGACAGAUGCGAAACAUGAUACAAUAAGGCUCUGCCGAGAAGAAUUCAUGGAUGAAGUUGAAGCAGAUCAAUGGGCACAAUUUGACCUAGAGAGAAGAAAGAUACAACUUUCGCCUUACCUUACGCAACUAUCCAUCAUGGCACUACCAUUUACUACUCUUACGGAACUCGAUUGCUCUGUCUCGGAAGAAUUUAUGAUGAGCGCACAUGCUGCAAGAACGUGCCUUGUCCGCUUCCUGUGCUAUGCGAAGAACCUUCAAAGGGCGAGGAUAAAAUUUGUGAAUGGCGCAGGAGAUGCUACCAAAUUACUUACUUCUCUCACGGAAAUCAGACCAUGGCCAGCCAUUACGCAAAUCACUCUUGAGAUGUGUGUGGAGACAGAAACGUUGCUAAGAUUUUUAUCGACUCACACGAGCACUCUACGCAUUCUGUCUCUUUCGCAAGUAACAACAACGAAAGAUUGGGAGUCGACUCUGCAUGCAAUUCGGCAGUCUAUUCAUCUAGAAAUGCUUACUCUUAGUAAGCUUAAAGACUCUGCUUAUCAGGAGGAAAGAAGGCCAUGGGAGCAACGCAUCUUAUUUGACCCAGAUUCAAUGGUGUGGCGGGGUAGGAAAGAGGACUAUGAUGUAUACUACGGCACAGCUAUUCGACAAAUUCUGGGGGGAAAAGAACUUUGUCGUCUUUAUUAA
Messenger RNA from Exserohilum turcica Et28A, 1554 nucleotides. RefSeq lists its product as uncharacterized. The coding region runs from base 1 to 1554 and encodes 517 amino acids. Lineage: Eukaryota; Fungi; Ascomycota; Dothideomycetes; Pleosporales; Pleosporaceae. The record is from RefSeq and is a predicted model, not a curated record. The transcript has a single exon.